AACACGACGACGGACAUGUUUCUUUGUUGUGAUACUGGCGAAAAGACGAACAAGUCAUGAAAUGUAAUUGAAUUAGCGUUUACGUAUUGGACCGUCUGAGCAUGUGCAGUACACAAAGGAUGCUGACGGCCACGCGCCGCGCGUGCACGCCUUCGCGAUCGCUGCAGGGAGAGACGAGAGGCCCACGGAUCCCGAGCGGCGCGCGACGGCGGACCAUCGCAGAGCACCGACGGUCAGUGAUGCUGGCGCUCUCCAGGCGCAUGUUCCGGUGAUUGUAAGAGGGAGAGGACGGCAGCGGAGUCAUGAGCGGCACCUGGGGCACCGAACUGUGGGAUCAGUUCGACCAUCUUGAGAAACACACCAGUGCAGGAAUUGACUUCUUGGAGAGGUACAGCAAGUUUGUCCGUGAGCGAGCUGAGAUUGAGCUGAACUACGCCAAACAGCUCAGGAACCUUGCCAAGAAGUUUCAUCCCAAAAAAUCUCGGGAAGAUGAAAGCAGGUACACCUGGUGUCUGGCGUUCGUCGCGACACUCCAGCAGCUGAAUCUGGUGGCGGGGCAGAAGGAAGAACUGGCAGAAGACCUGAACCAGCAUGUGGUGUCAGAGUUGACCAAAUACAUCCAGGACCUAAAGGCAGAGAGAAAGACUCACUUCCAUGAUGGCCGCCGGGCGCAGCAGCACGUGGAGAGUUCUUGGAAGCAGCUCGAGACGAGUAAGCGACGCUUUGAGCGCAACUGCAAGGAGGCAGAGCGAGCCCAGCACGUCUCAGACCGGAUGGAACUGGACCACAAGACGGAUGGAGACAAGGCUCGCCACAACAGUCAGCAAAAACAACAAGCCGCCGAAGAAGCCAAAAAAGAAUAUAUGUUAAGUUUGAACCAGUUCAACCAGGACCAGCACCAGCACUACCACACGCUGGUACCAGUCAUCUAUCAGCGGAUUCAAGACAUGGAGGAGCGUCGCAUUCAGCGAGUGGGAGACGCCAUGCGUGCCACGGCCGACGCAGAGCGGAAGACUCUUCCGGGGCUGAGUUGUUGUCUUGAGGCCAUGAUGGAUGCAGCUGAGAGUGUCCAGCCCAGCAAGGACACGCUGCAUGUCGUGGAGGUUUUUAAAUCUGGGUUCGACCCUCCGGGUGAUGUCCAGUUUGAAGACUACAGCGCCUCCAUGAGACGCAGCAUUUCCGAGUCCAGUUACUUGGACAAUCGGAUGGAAGGAUUCAGCAGACGCAGGCUCUGGCCUUUCAUCCGCAAAACCAAGCUCCUAACUCUCCUCUCCUCCCCCCGCCAGCCUCCCCCUCCCCCACCCACCUCUCCUUCCCCGGGUGGCGACAGUCCCCUGUCACCCACUCUGCCCUCUCGAGAACCCAUCACACAGCGCUUCAACGACCUCAUGUCCUCCGGAUCCAAAACCCGAAAGCAGUGUCUCCGCAGCCUGAAGCGAGGGCUGUCGCUCAAACUGGGUGCAGGUCCUUCAGACUGCAGCCACCUCCCUCCAGACCAGCGAUGGAAGAAGUUGGAGAACCGAGUCAAUCACAUCAAGCAGGAGAUGCAGCGAGAGAGAGAACAGAGAGAUGCGCUGCUGAAGAUGAAGGAGGUUUAUGAAAGGAGUCCGCAGAUGGGAGAUGCCCGCAGCCUGGACCCUCGUCUGGAGGAGGUGAACAUCACCAUCCAGAAGCUGGAGGAAGAGCUGCACAAGAACCAGUUGUGGCUGGCAGAGACGGACAAGCAGCUCACCAUGCUGAGGCGGCAGAGCGGAGGGUGUGUUUCUGCGACGCCUGGUGGCAGCAACAGCAGCUGCAGUUUGAAACACCUCAACAGUCCGGCCAGCAGAGAAAGUCCAGACGGCAGCUACACUGAACCGCCUUCAGCUGAAAUGCAUUUCAAAUGUUCGGAUUUCGACGAGGAGUUUGAUGAAGAUGACGUUUUACCACCAAUUGGGAGCUGCAGGUCGCUGUAUGCUUUUCAAGGACAGAAUGAAGGAACACUGUCCAUGGUGGAGGGAGAACUGCUGUCUGUGGUAGAGGAGGACAAAGGAGAUGGUUGGACUCGAGUGCGCAGGAACCUGGAGGAGGAAGGUUACGUUCCCACCUCCUAUAUCAAGGUCUUUCUGGAGCCAAGUGCUAAAGGAUUUGUUCAGACCAGUCGACUCGUCUAGACCUGUCCCAGUUCCUCAGCCUCGGACAGGAAGUUGACCUCACCCUCAUCCGCCGUGUCCAUAGGGACCAUCAUUUCUUUCCGUCUCAGCCUCCCUGAGCUGGGACUGUUUGGACUCGGACCAGGAUUCCGGCGAGUCCGUCGCAGGGGGAUGAGCUGAGUUGUGGUUGCCAUGGAGACCACUACUGAUGUAACUGGUGCAGACCACAUUUAUCACAACCAGUGAUCUAAAGAACCUCAUUGAAAUAAAAGAUUGUUCCAUCAUGUUUGAGGAGCUGUUGUUCAUCAGAUGAAUAUGAUCAGUCAAUGUGUAUUUUGCCUGCAGUUCUUCUGCUUCCAGUUCAACAUUCAUAUGCUUGAAGCUUAAACCUCCAGACUGCCGGCCGAUAACUGCUGAGCUUUGAAUUCAGCUGCCAAUUCAUUGAGAUCCGCUGUAAGUGGAGACAUUCCCUCUGCUCUCAAAAUUUCCUCUUGAGACGGCCAUCUUGAAAUGAAUGUUUCCUCUCUUUCUCUCGCUCUUUCUGUGUAAAUAUAUAUCU
Molecule: messenger RNA, 2691 nt
Organism: Synchiropus splendidus (mandarinfish)
Lineage: Eukaryota; Metazoa; Chordata; Actinopteri; Syngnathiformes; Callionymidae
Product: formin-binding protein 1-like
Exons: 17
Coding region: 303-2153 (616 amino acids)
Biological process (GO): signal transduction
Molecular function (GO): protein binding
Source: RefSeq, a predicted model, not a curated record